UGAAGUUAACUGUGAACCGCACCCGCAUUUUACGUACAAUCGAUAGCAGAUUUCAUUUGUGUCAAAUGGAUAAUGGCAGCGACAGCAAUUGAUAUAAUGUUGCAAAGUAAUGGAUUUCAUUCAAAGAAAAAAGAGGAUUCAGAAAAUAAAGAUAAUUUAUGGUCCUCUAUUUUGGCUGAAGUACAAAACAGUAGCAGUAAUAAAUUACCCUCAAAUAAGAAUAUUCUUGUCUUAGGUGAUAAUGAAAGUGGAAAAACAACACUCAUUGCCAAAUUACAAGGUGUAGAAGAUCCAAAGAAAGGUUCUGGUUUGGAAUUUGCAUACAUUGAUGUGAGAGAUGAUUAUAGAGAUGAUCAAACAAGAUUAUCUGUUUGGGUAUUGGAUGGUGAUCCUGGUCAUGCAAAUCUUUUAAGAUUUGCAUUAAAUGCAGAAAGAUUUCCACAUACCCUUGUUAUGUUAGUUGCUGCAAUGACAACACCAUGGGCUAUUUUGGAUCAACUUCAAUCUUGGGCUGCUCUUUUAGGAGAUCAUAUUGACAAAUUACCUUUAGAUAAUGAUACUUGGCAACGGUGUAGGCAAUUAAAUGUAAAGAAAUGGCAAGAUUAUACAGAACCUGGAGAUGAAUUAGAUCCUGGUAGUCCUUUAAGACGUACUAGUCGUAAUUUGGAUGAUGAUGCAAUGGAUAACUUACCAUUACCAGAAGGGGUACUUACAACAAAUUUGGGAUUAGAUGUUGUUGUUGUUAUUACAAAAACUGAUUACAUGUCCACGCUUGAAAAAGAACAUGAUUACAAAGAUGAACAUUUUGAUUUUAUACAACAAUGGAUAAGACGAUUUUGUUUACAAUAUGGUGCAGGAUUAUUUUACACAUCAGCAAAAGAAGAUAAAAAUUGUGAUUUGCUUUAUAAAUAUCUUACACAUAGAAUUUAUUCAUUACCAUUUAGAACACCUGCUUUAGUUGUUGAAAAAGAUGCAGUUCUUAUUCCUGCUGGUUGGGAUAAUAUGAAAAAAAUUAGCAUUCUUCAUGAAAAUUUGCAAUCAAUGAAACCAGAUGAUUAUUAUAGAGAUGUUAUUGCACAACCAUCAAUAAAUAGAAAGUGUGUAGCUAGAGAAGUAGAAGUACAAGCAGAAGAAGAACAAGCUUUCUUGGCAAAACAACAAGCUGCAUUAUUAGGUGUAAAAGAUCCAACGCGUUCUCCCACAACCAGGAAUCAGGCAAGCACUGGACCAAUUAUUCAGGUAGCAUCGCCAAAUAAAAAACUAGAUCCUAAAGGUACUGGAUCUACACAAUCUGGAGAAGGUGUUUUAGCUAACUUCUUCAAUUCUCUUCUUCAUAAAAAGACUGGAAGUCCUGGAUCACCAGUUGGUAGUGGCAUUGGCACAAGUCCCAUAAAAAUUGAUAGCGCAUCAGUAGAUAAAGCAACUAUGUGUAAUGAUGCAGCAGUGGAAUUAGAUCGUCUUACUCGAACGAAAAAGAUUUCUCCUCCUAAUUUAAAUUCAUCAUCUGAAUGUUAAAAAAAAUAUUUUUUCUUUGCGACUCAAUAUAUAUAGAGAUAAAAAUCAAGAAUACGCAAAUAUUUUAAUAAAAUUUUGAAAAUGAUCUAACAAAUAUAUUCAUCUGAUUCUUAUCACAUAAUUUGCAAUCAUAAUUAAUAUAAAUUUUUUUAUUUUAUUAAUGAUAUUGGCAUAUUUAUAAAAAAACUUGUAAUUGAUACUUUAUGAUGAUUUAAAAGAAGAAUUUUUUGUUUACAUUCAUUAUUUUAUGAUAUAUUUUAUAAUAUAUACGUGUUAUAAUCUAACAUAUAAUUUUAUUAAUUAUUAAUUCAAUAUAUUUUUUUUUAUAAUUAUUCACAAUUUUUAAUAAGUUGUUAUAAAUAAUAAUAAAAUAUUUAAUAAAUUUUUAGUCGACAUCUAAUAAUUAAUUAAUUAAAUUGUGCAAAGCACAAAUAUUUAAUUGAAUUUAUUAAACUAAAAAUAUAUUAUAUUAAUGUUUUAUGAAAUUAUUAUAAAAUAUUAUAAUAAUAGAGCACAAUUGUAUAAUCUAAAAUUUUUUUUAAAUAUUUUUUUAAAAUAAUUUUCUUUAAGAUAAGUAAAUGGUAUGUCCUUUAUUAAUGUUUAUGUAUUCCUAAUAUGAUAUUGAGAUUAUUGAUAUAAUAUUAAUAGUGUUAUGAAUUUAUAACAAAAAAUUUUAUUAAAU
Messenger RNA from Apis florea (little honeybee), 2197 nucleotides. RefSeq names its product dynein light intermediate chain (gene Dlic). Gene Ontology annotation, molecular function: dynein heavy chain binding. Gene Ontology annotation, cellular component: centrosome; cytoplasmic dynein complex. NCBI's taxonomy places the organism in Eukaryota, Metazoa, Arthropoda, Insecta, Hymenoptera, Apidae. Gene Ontology annotation, biological process: microtubule-based movement; microtubule cytoskeleton organization. The record is from RefSeq and is a predicted model, not a curated record.